Caenorhabditis elegans is the source of this 210-nucleotide messenger RNA. RefSeq lists its product as uncharacterized. The record is from RefSeq and is marked reviewed. The transcript is spliced from 2 exons. Bases 1 to 210 code for a protein of 69 amino acids. Lineage: Eukaryota; Metazoa; Nematoda; Chromadorea; Rhabditida; Rhabditidae.
AUGGAUAGACCAGGAAGAGGACGCAGAGGCGACAAGAACGUUGGACCGGUGCCAACUCUCGGAUGGACUCUUUCAAUUGGGCUCUCAAAUUCUCAUCUUGUCCCUUCCUUUGCCUCCUUCAAGAAGACAACCCCACAACAAUUAGUGAACGCAAUUUUCGAGAAAUUUCGCUUUUCUCUGUACACUCUCCAUCUAUUUUACUCACUAUAA